AUGAGUGAUUCAGAGGAUCUUGAGUUGGAGGAAGAGCUUCAGGGUGCCAACAAACUCCUUCAGGAUCUCGAGAAGAAGAGGGCCUUUAGAUCACGGGACAGUGCAGAACUCAAACGUGUACAAAGGGAGCUCAAACGCAGCAUCAGGGAGAGUAAGGACAAAUACAGAAGGAAACUGGAGCACAAACUGGAAGACAACAACACCAGGGACGUCUGGAGUGGGAUGAGAGAGAUCACUGGCUUCCAGAGGAGAGGUGGGGGAGCAGCAGUGGAGGGGAAUGUGGAACGUGCGAACGAGCUGAACCUAUUCUUCAACAGGUUCAACUCCAACCACCCCACCCCCGGCAGCCCCUCUACUGAUUCUCUGAACAACAACCUCCCACCUCCCCCCAUCACCUCCUGCCCCACACCACUCCCCAGGACAUCCUCACACAGCCCCCCACCACCUCCAGCAGCAGACACCUCUCUGCACCACCACCAUCAACACCCCCCCACCCCCCAGUCUGGACUCCACAUCACAUCCAGCCAGGUGAGGAGAGAGCUGGAGAGGCUCAAGCAGAGGAAAGCUGCUGGACCGGACCGCAUCAGCCCUCAUGUGUUGAAGGCGUGUUCCAGCCAGCUCUGUGGAGUUCUCCAGCACCUCUUCAACCUGAGCCUACACCUCCAGAUAGUGCCAGUGCUCUGGAAAACAUCCUGCCUGGUCCCAGUGCCCAAAAAAGGACGUCCUGCUUCACUGGAGGACUACAGGCCAGUAGCACUGACCUCUCACAUCAUGAAGAAUAAGGCACAGGCUGAACCUGAACCUGACCCAAGACCAGUGCACUGGAAGAAACGUGACAGACGGGGAGAUGUUAUUCCUCAAAGGCCAUCAUCCAGUCGACAUACUAGUGGCGUGCCACAUGUGUCAACUGAUCAGCAUCAAUGUCCAGGAGAAGGACCUAGUUAUGAUGUUGCCAGUGUCAACCCAACAAGAGUGCCUGAAACUGAGGUGCUUCGUCAGGAGCUCCUUCAGUUGUUGGAGGACGAAGCAGUGACUUGUCAGACAUCGUCUGAGUUGGCUGCUACUGACUGGGAGAUCAGAAACACGGUGUCCUGGCAAAAGUGGAAAGAGGCCAGGCCUUCUCUUAUUGAGAAUAUGUUGGCUACUCUGGAUCCACAUCCACACCGUGUGUGUCAGUGUGGCAAACAAGUUAUUGUCAGGUGUCUGGACUGCCUCCCUCUCCCAUUCCUUUGUGAGGACUGUGAUAUUGCAGUUCACACACGCUUUGUCCCGCACAACAGAGAGGCAGUAACAGGAGGGUUUUUGCAGCCUUCAUCAGGGUUUCAACAGCAAACAGUGCGGCUGUUACCUGUGCAAAGGCCAGACCAUUUGUGUGGCUGCUCAGCAGGGAACAUUGACGUUUCACCUGGCAGAAUUUUGGCUCUUGUAACCAUAAAUGGCCGUUAUGACCUCGCACUGCCAGUGGUGAAAUGCACCAGCUGUGGCGUAAUGUGGUCCCCCUCAAUUAAGGACAUCCAGGCUAGCGGAUAUUGGCCUGGCACCUUGAAUUUCUGCACCCUGUUCUCAACCGAUGUCUUCCAGUCCUUCUAUGACAUUAAGAAGGCUGCACCAGGGAUGUCGCUUAAGGCAUUUGUCAAAAUGCUGGAUGAGAGAACAGCCCACUUCGGAAGAACUGGCAAAAUAUCAGCUGAUACCUUCAGUAAAAGUUUCUUGGAGUGGAGUGCUGUCAAAUUUGAGGUGGACAGGAUGUGUAAGGAGACGUGCUUUAGCUGCCCUGCCUGCACUCCAGACAUGCUUGCAGUCUCAGUUGAUGGAAAUCGCAAGCUUUAUCGCUUUAAAUCAAAUGCGAGCACUUCAGAGCAGGGGAACUUUGAAGGUACCUUCAUUCAAAAAGAUGAGGAGGUUGCCGAGUUUGUGAAAUACAUCCAGAGACGGACAAAUCAUGUGGCUCAGCAGUGCCCUGAGAUGAGGAACCUAUUGUCCAUGCGUCCUUUCCUCUCUGUCAUGCAUGCAAAGGCUCACACUUGGAAAUGCGAGAUCAAAUGGGGAGGUGCGUUUCAAGAUGGAGCUGGUUCAACAGUUGGAGAAGAGGUUGAGCAAGUCAACAGUUUCCUGUCUAGGGCGGCCAUCACAACAAAAUACAUGUCUAAAGCAGGGCGAACAGACAUGCUGACCCUCCUUGCUUUGGGGUGGAACAAAAGGAAAGUGGAGCAACUGGGCCGCACUUUGAGCCAGAGAUAUCUAAAGAUCACAAGGAUCCUAAGAGAACAAGUGGAGAGCCUGAAUGCGACCAAAAAUGAGCUGGGUGUGGAUGAUGACACACUGCAGCAAUGGGUGGCUGAUGUGCAGCAAUGGGCUGAAGAAACGGAUCAAACUGAUGGCAGCCUUGGAGCAUUGCAGGCACGAAUAGAGGAGCUUGUCAUCAUCAUCAGAGUGCGAACACAAAAUCUUUACAGACAAACUGAUAGCAACAAGAGGCGACACAGAAUACGCAAGGUCAUUUUGGAUGAAAAAAAAUGAUUGGCGGCUGCUGUCGACGACUAUAACAAGCUUGCUGAACCAACAAAGCAAAUUGUGUCCAGUGAUGCCCUCAUCCAGACCGACAUUUGGCCCUGGCAGAACACAAGUGAACCUGCUGCAGACCUCCAGACAAAAAGAAAGGUCUUUGAGAAGGUGAUGGCUGUGAGGCGCCUGAGAGAGGAGGAGAUGAUCCUUUGCAGGGAAAUGCAGCAUCACUGGACAGUGUUGAGAGCACGAUCCCUGGAGUUGGGAACGAUCUCCUCAGACUCCUCUCUUGUUGGAAUGUCAGAGGAUGCACAGAAGGGACUCCACUGCCUGGUUUUAAAAAAACAAAGUGAACUGAAAGCUGAAAUGCUUAAAGUCAAGGACUAUUACAAGAGAAUCCUCAGCCACCAACCACUCCUGGAAACAGAAUCAGAGGAGGAGGACGUUCCAGAAGACGCAGAUGAGAGUGAUUUCAGCACUUCCGAUGAAGACUGAGUGUGUCACCAUUAUGUGUGAUAAAAUAAAAAGUUUAUCACAUCA
Messenger RNA from Centropristis striata (black sea bass), 3045 nucleotides. RefSeq lists its product as uncharacterized. The coding region runs from base 1 to 2520 and encodes 839 amino acids. The transcript is spliced from 18 exons. Lineage: Eukaryota; Metazoa; Chordata; Actinopteri; Perciformes; Serranidae. The record is from RefSeq and is a predicted model, not a curated record.